UUCAAAUGGAUACAUCAUAGGUACUGUACAGUUGCAAGUCUUCGGCAUUGAGUGAGUGAGCUAGCACGCAGCCGCCGCCGAACAUGAACUGGCAGAUCACGCUCAAGGACAAGGUGAUUGCCAUCACGGGCGCAAACCGCGGCAUCGGCCUCGGCAUCGCCGAAGUCUGCCUCGCCAACCAAGCCCUCGCAAUCUACUCGCUCGACACGGCCGCCCCGAGCGCCGACUUCCUCGCCCUGCAGGCCCGCUCCCCGCCCAACGCGCUGCAGCACAUCACGGCGGACGUGACGAGCGAGGCCUCCAUCGCCGCCGCCCUCGACGCCAUCAUCGCCGCACACGGCGCCCUGCACGGCCUCGUCGCCAACGCCGGCAUCACGCAGCACCAGCCCGCCCUCGCCUUCACCCAAGCCGACAUCGACCGCCUCUUCGGCGUCAACGUCUUCGGCGCCCUCAGCUGCGCCCGCCUCGCGGCGCGCAAAUUCAUCUCCCUGGGGAUCAAAGGCGCCAUCGUCUUCACCGCGAGCAUGACGAGCUACCGCCCGAACCGCGCCGCGCCCUCGGCCCCGUACGGCGCCACCAAGGCCGCGCUCCGGAACAUGGCGCACACGCUGGCCAUGGAGUGGGCGCCGCAUGGCAUUCGCGUCAAUUCUGUGAGCCCUGGGUUCGUGCGGACCGCCAUGACUUAUUUUGUCGAUCAGAGCCCCGACUGGGAUGCCAAGAUGCGGUAUUAUGGCGGCAUGCCGCGCCUCGCUAUGCCCCAGGAGCUGGGCGGCGCCUAUGUUUACCUGCUGAGCGAUGUCGCGAGCUAUACCACUGGCAUUGAUAUCCCGGUCGCUGGCAUCGUGGGCGCGUGGUAGGCUGUAGUUAUAGCCGAGGAAGCUUUCGAUGGGUCGGUCCCUUUAAGACGUUUGCUGGCCACUUGGUUCGGUUCGGUGCCAUAGUUAUGCAACUCAGGUCUUCCAAUGUGUGUUGAUUGACUGGGUAUCUUCUCUUCCCCCUCCCUCCACUCCUUGGACCUUCCUCCUCUUUUUCUUUUCCCACUCACCCUCUAGAUAACAACCCUCUCAAAGCUGUACUUGCCCACCCGCAUACUAAUCUGCCUGCCAAUAUCCCGCUUGCUCAGCUGCUUGACCUCGCCCG
Aplosporella prunicola CBS 121167 is the source of this 1140-nucleotide messenger RNA. RefSeq lists its product as uncharacterized. Gene Ontology annotation, cellular component: intracellular anatomical structure. Lineage: Eukaryota; Fungi; Ascomycota; Dothideomycetes; Botryosphaeriales; Aplosporellaceae. The transcript is spliced from 3 exons. The record is from RefSeq and is a predicted model, not a curated record. The coding region runs from base 84 to 857 and encodes 257 amino acids. Gene Ontology annotation, molecular function: oxidoreductase activity, acting on NAD(P)H, oxygen as acceptor.